AGCCAGCGGCAUUUGCAAAGUUGCUCUUCUUUCGUGUGUGAUAUGGAUUCAGAGUUUCAGAUUCAGAGCAAAACCAUUCACUCUACAAGACAAGAAGUACAAGGGUUGGCACGUUUUAGCUCGUGUAUAUACCCAAGUUCCAUGGACGCGGAGUAUGUGAUGGCGAGCACACAGGAGCUCGGUAUCAGAUGGGCCAGGGAUGAACGCCGUCGACGGUCCAUGGAUGAGCCGUGGCUCGACGUUGUCGCCGGGGUCCUGAUCUGUGGAUCAGGUACAGUGGCUGCCGGAAGCGCCGGCAGUGCACGCAGUUAAUGCAGUGGUUGGGCGAGUCGGUGGAUAAGAAAGAGAAGUUGGAUUUGUAUCUUUUCCCUGUGGGGGGUGAGGCUGAGAGAGUGGGGAAUAAUUGACUCCGGCGACGGCGAGUGGGCAGCCCGGCGAUCUCGCAGGGGUUCCGCCGACCAUGGAAUUCUUGCUGCAGCCAAUAAACAGAACUCUGCUUGAGGAGGUCAAUGAAAAUAACGGGACAAUGGAGCCCGUGCGGUUCCCAGUGGCCGCGCCGGCGGAGAUUCCUGCUCCAGCCCCGGCCGGUUCAAGUGCGGACGCCCAGAUCUAUCGGCCGGAAGCAUCCUGCGGGGAUAAGGCUCAGGGGUCCGAGCACUCAAUAGAGCAGUUGGACCCGAAGACACCAGGAUGGACGCAAAGAACAUAAGAUUUUAAUCUGCGCCGGUGAGCACUCUGAAGAUGAUCGAUUAUGAAAAUUCAAGUGAAUUGGCUGUAACUGCCCACCAUCUGGCUCAGCGGUGUUGAUAUUCUCUAACUGAUUGAAUUGACUGUAACUGUCGACCAUUUGGCUCAGAGGUGCUGAUAUUCUCUUGGUGACCCGCGCCUUAUUAUGUGCGUGAUAUGAAUGGGCAGGGUGCGUGUAGGUGCUGCUGCUCCAGGAAGGCCUCCUUGUGCGGACAGGAUCACGGCGCUAGAGAAAACCGUGAGGGAGUUCGCGGAUCAUCCAAGAGACAUAGUUAUGGUGCCAAAGAUUGGAACAAGUUUCGACACCCUCGGAGAAGCAUACGACUUUUACAAUUUAUACUCAUGGGAGAAAGGGUUUGGUAUUCGCUACGGAAAGAGUAGGCUGAACGUGAACAGGAGCAAGUGUAUGCAAGAGAUCGUGUGUGGAUGCGCGGGGAAGCCAAUUGUUGAGAAUACUCGUUCGUGCCGGUGUGAAUGCCCAUCCCUCAUCAGACUACUGAGAACAAAGGACAAUGGAUGGUACAUAGCAGAGCAUCGAGAUGGACACAACCAUGCAUUGUCACAAACAUAUGGCCAGACAAUACACUGGCCGUCACACAAGCAUAUUGACGUUUACAGCAAGGAUUUAGUGAAGCAGUUGAGGCAGAACCAUGUCAAUUUGUCAAAAGUCUACAGCAUUAUUGGCAGCUUUUUUGGAAAGAUAGAGAAUGUGCCAUUUACCAAAAGAGCUCUGCGGAAUUUGUGUGGCAAGAUAAGCCGGGAGCAAGCAGAAGAUGAUGUUAGGAAAACAAUGGAAGUGUUUCAUGAUCUGUGCUCAAAGGAUCCUCAAUUCACGUAUCGAGUUCAGGCGGACAAAGAGGGCAGGAUCAGCAACUUGAUGUGGGCUACAGGGAACAGUAGGCUCCAGUACAACUUCUUUGGGGAUGUCAUUACAUUUGACACAACCUAUAGGACCAACCUGUAUGACAUGCCAUUUGGGUUAUUUGUUGGAGUGAACAACCAUUUCCAGAGUAUCAUACUAGCUGGUGUGCUAGUUCGGCAUGAGACAGAGGAAACAUUUGAGUGGGUCUUCUCAGAGUUUGUUAGGAUAAUGGGGGGGGGGGGGGGGGGGGGAGGGCGCCACAAACAAUACUUACCGAUCAAAACAGGGCGAUGGAGGAUGCCAUAAGUAAUGUCAUGCCAAACACGGCUCACCGGUGGUGCAAGUGGCAUGUGCUAAAGAAGGCAAAAGAGUCGCUUGGCCCAUUGUACACAAAGAAGAGUGAUUUUCGACCAGAGUUUCACAAGGUUGUCAACCACAUGCUAACCAUAGAUGAGUUUGAGGAUGGCUGGAAGUACUUAAUAGAGAAAUACAACUUGAAAAGUCAUGACUACAUGACUAAUUUGUUUGAAAUACGGCACAAAUGGGCAAAGCCCUACUUCAAGGGGGUGUUCUGUGCAAAAAUGACUAGUACACAACGGAGUGAAAGUGCAAAUCACAUGCUAAAGAACUACGUGCCGCCUGGUUGCCCUAUACAUGUUUUUGUGAGGAAGUAUAUGAGUUUAAUUUUUGACCGUGAGUCAGAAGAAAAUUAUGAGGAAAAGCGGACAGCAAUUGGGAGGCCACUUAUGCGAGAAAAUAUGGCAACUGAGAGACACGCUGGGAAGAUUUACACAAGAGCUAUGUUCGAGCAGUUUGGCCAUAUACUGUAUGAGUGUGGUGCAUAUCAGGUAGAAGAAAAUGAAAAAGGGAAAGAGUAUAUUGCAAUACAUACAGAUGCUGCACGGCGGGAGAAGUGGUGCAGAACCUCAUACAAGGUGACGGUGAUUGAAGGUGGAGAUGAAUUUGAUUGCGAGUGCGGACAGUUUGCCCACAUGGGGCUGUUGUGCAGCCAUAUACUGAAGGUAAUGGACUUCAUUCGUGUGACAGAAAUCCCAAAGAAGCACAUUGUGAAAAGGUGGACACGAGAUGCGAGAGAUGUGCUUCCAGCCCACCUGAUGCAGUACCAGAGAGACAACGCUCAGGAAAAACCAUUUAGUUUCCGGCAUUUCAAUAUGUACAAGCAAGCCAUGGAGCUUGUACGCAUGGGAGACUCAAGUGUGGCAGCUUACGACCGCUUGACAUCACUAUUCAAUCACUGUGCAGCCGAGAUGAAGCCGUACACGGAUGUCCGAGAUGGCCUAGGUUUGGAGGACAGGUUAGUCGGCAAUGGUACUGUUCAUAAAAUGAUACAAUCAGGAGGCGACGUAUGCAAUCCGUUCGAAGCUACACAAGUCAACGACGGAAACGAUGACAACAACUCGUCUAAUGAGUCUGCAAAUAGGAUGGAGAACCUACUGGCACUUGCCAGACGGAAGCAAGUUGGGAGGCCGACAAUGAGUAGGGAGAAUGCGCCAUAUGAAGGUUUAAGUAAGAGAACUAGGUUCUGCGGGAUAUGUAGGCAGCAGGGACACAAGCGGACAACCUGUCCCGAACGAGGAGAUGUACCAAAGCAGCCACGUAAACCAGCAAGAUGCAAGAAUUGUGGAGUUGAAGGACACCGGAGGAACAAUUGCCAUAAGGCCGCGCAACUAAGGCUGGUUUAAUGCUCGAAAGAGCUAUAUGGUGUCCAACUUAAUAAGAUAAAUUUCAAUUUCAUCCUACUGACGUAUUUUUGAUUUCUGAGGACUAGACGUAAACCAGGUUACCAUGUAUGUUUAGCUGUUAUCUGUUAAACCAGUUUCAUCCUAUUGAAAUGUUUUCUCUGAA
This is a messenger RNA of Triticum aestivum (bread wheat), 3475 nucleotides long. RefSeq names its product protein FAR1-RELATED SEQUENCE 5. Gene Ontology annotation, molecular function: zinc ion binding; nucleic acid binding. The transcript is spliced from 8 exons. The record is from RefSeq and is a predicted model, not a curated record. The coding region runs from base 1900 to 3312 and encodes 470 amino acids. Lineage: Eukaryota; Viridiplantae; Streptophyta; Magnoliopsida; Poales; Poaceae. Gene Ontology annotation, biological process: regulation of DNA-templated transcription.